AUGGAGAGGAAGGGCUCGGCGGCCGGAGCCAAGGGGAACCCGAGUCCGCCCGCGGCCGGCGAGGCGCAGCGGCCCCAGCCGCCGCUGUGCGUCCCUGGCGGCGGCGGCGGAGGGACCCCGGCGCGGGGCCAGGCUGGGGCGGCGGCCGAGCCCGCCGAGUUCAUCCGGCGCGCGCACGAGUUCAAGAGCCAAGGGGCGCAGUGCUACAAGGAUAAGAAAUUCCGCGAAGCCAUCGGCAAAUACCACCGGGCGUUGCUGGAGCUGAAGGGGCUGCUGCCGGCCGCCGGGGAACGGGAACGGGACUCGCGCGGGGCCUCCCCAGCCGGGGCCCCCAACCCCGGCCGCCUCUCGGAGGAGCAGAGCAAGACGGUGGAAGCCAUCGAGAUCGACUGCUACAACAGCCUGGCAGCCUGCCUGCUCCAGGCUGAGCUGGUGAACUAUGAGCGGGUCAAGGAGUACUGCCUCAAAGUCCUGAAGAAAGAAGGGGAGAAUUUCAAGGCCCUUUACCGGUCUGGUGUGGCCUUCUACCACCUUGGAGACUACGACAAAGCGCUCUACUACCUGAAAGAGGCAAGAACCCGACAGCCAACAGACACCAAUGUGAUUCGAUAUAUCCAGCUGACGGAGAUGAAGCUCAGCAGAUGCUCCCAGAGAGAGAAGGAAGCCAUGUAACCAGAACACCUUUCUAGAGCCGCGCCUGGCCCGGGACACCCAAGCACCGCGUGGUGGAGAGACGCUCCCUGGGUUCUGUUCCUUUCUCCUCACUUCCUCCUCCUAUUACCCCUCAUCUCCUUAUCUACUCUCUUUGUGCACGGAAGGAGACCUGCGGGUUUGGAAUCUGGUGGGCUGCCCCGGCAGUGGAAGACAGCCUCCUUUCAGGAGGGGCAGCCGCUGAAAGAAACCCGGCUUUGACGGGAACAGCGGAGAGGACUGUCACAGGUUGGCAGUGCCAUUACAGCUUCGACUUGGGCCAGCGCUCCUGACACGAGGCAGAGCCCGGCAGGUGGACCCUCCCCGAGGCGUCAGGCACGGAGCCCACGGGCUGGACCCCUCCACAGCUUCUUCACAGACUGGAGCAUCUCACGGCAACUGUGACGAAUCCAGGAGCCAGACAGACACCAGAGGCAUCGGUUAAGCCCACAGAGUCCGAGAAUUUGCACACUGGAUUUCUGCACACACACACACACACACACACACACAAUGCCCGCCCACCAUCCCCAAGAACCCUCAGCCCCUGCCUCCCUCCCUCCCUCGUUGACUUGUUCUGUGCUUUCUCCUCUCCCCCUUGGGGAUCUGAGACUCCGCCAGGAUUCACAUGCCAUCGAAACCCACUCUCAGUGCCCGCUGGUGACCACACAUACCAUUCCCCCAGACUCCCGCCCAGCAGGCAGCUGUGACUGCAGAAGGUCAGGGUAGAGUGGGCCAAGGACUGACCACAUAGGACUGGGGGGAGGGAGAGGUGACGUCUAGGGGACAGAGCAUCGUGUAGACUGGGAGACUGAACUGUGGACGAAGUUAAGUGUGAAUAAAAAUAAAUGAACAGGCAGCAGUCCCUGUCACUUCUGUUGGAAGCAGCCCACUGCCUCACUUUUACUCCCUCCCCCAACCCUCAGUCAGAGUUACUUACAGCCAGGCAGGAUGGGGCUUCCCCAAGGGCAAUGGGCCACUUGUCCAGUGGUGUGCAAUGCUGGCUGCGCCUUUGUGCUUUUAGAGUAGGCUGGGAUUGUGGAGACUGCCCAGGGACUUGGCUGGGUGGGAACCUGUAAGCCCCUUUUUGAUGAAAUUAUCUGGACUCAAUAUCUAGCACGUAGAAUGCGUUCAACAAAUAUUUGUUGACUGAGUGAAUGAUGACUGCAGACUGGUUCUCCUGCCUUAAACUCAUUUUAUCCCAGCCUAGGCUCCAGAUACCUAUGCUCUUUUUGCGAUGCCAUGUAGCUUCAGUCAAAUAAGAAACAUUUACUGAGGGCUUCUUGUUUGCCUGUCAUUGUGCAAUAUGCCCUGGGACGAAGGAUGUAGCCCCGGUCUUCAAGGAGAUGGAAGAGUUGAGAAAUAGUCGUAGGAGAUUAUUACCAAUGACACCUUUAAUUUAUAUGAUGCUUUAAGAUUUUCAAAGCACUUUCAUGUAUUUUUUGUGUGAUCAGUGAGACAAUACUGUACAAAUUAAAAUAUAUACAGAUGCAAUAAUGUUAAUAGUGAGCAUUUAUUAAAUGCAUUCUCCUCAGAUCUUUACAUGUAUAAUCUCAUUUCUUUCAUGUAAUUACCCUACUAUUCCCAUUUGAUGGAUAAGGAACCUGAGAAACAGAAAACUUGUCCAAGGUUGCAUGGCCAUGAGUGGCAUAGCUAGGAUUUGAACUGAGUCUGUCUGACCCUAGAGUUUCAGCUGUUAACUACUCUGUAGUUAGUUGCUGCCCUAAAAAGUACUGGAUUGGCCAAAGGUUUCAUUCGGGAUUUUCCAUAAGAUGUUAUGGAAUGAAAUUUUUGACCAAUUCAAUAUUAUAUUGGAUAGUUGUUGUUGUUUGGUCACUAAGUCAUGUUCGAUUCUUUUGUGACCCUGUGGAUUGUAGCCUGCCAGGCUCCCCUGUCCAUGGCAUUUCCCAGGCAAGAAUACUGGAGUGAGUUGCCAUUUCCUUCUCCAGGGGAUCUUCGCAGGACAGUAUGUGUGACAAGCCCUGAUGAUGCCAAUGAUGGUACAUGGGCCACCUUUUGCUAUUUAGCCCUAGUUGAAAAAUGGUCCCUAGCACUUGACUCCCUAGUGGUAGAAAAGGCAGCUGAGACCUAGCAGUUAUUUCUGUGUAUUGUUCAUUCUACUUGCUGAUGGGCCAAUGUGUAUCCCAACAAUCCACCAAGCAUUCCUCACUCCACCCCCAGCUUUGGGAAAGAGUCACAAUUAUAGGUAGAGAAUGAAAGGAAACACGUUAAUUAUGGGUUAUUUAUUUAAUCAGAGGCUUCAGCACUGCAGGAUCCAAUCACUGCUCAGGGUCCAGAAGCCAGCAGCACAGGUUAUAUUCACAGAGUUCCUCAAAGACUUCCAGUGGGGUCUGCAAGAAGGUGCUAGAAAUAUCCAGGGUCUAGCAGCUGCUUGCCUGUAGCUCACCCUCUGGAGAAGGGAAACAGGGGAAAAAACUGUUAUUGCUGCCACAUUCUCCCCAAUCUCAACCAUAUCCUUCUCUCUGUUCUCUUCCUCCAAAAUGGUUUCACAUGACCCCAACUCAAGACCAUGUACACACAGUACAGGCAAACGUGCAAACCUCUCCCCUUCCCAAGCCUCCAUCCCAGAAAGUCUGUGAGUUGGCAGACUGCUCGUUAGGAUCUAAAGAAUGAAGAUGAGGUCAGAGGUGGCCUGCAGAACCAGUUCAAAUUGGCAGGGUCUCUCUUUGGUCUUCACGCAGUGAGGAAGGACUCAGGAGCUAUUCUCAAUGUGGAGCAAGAGAGGGUCUUGCCUCACCAAGAGUUGGGGCAGGGCUGGACAGGUGAUGUUAAGAUCGUUGCCAUCCUUCCCAGAAGUAGUUGAGGACAAUUUUGUGGGACCUCAUAGAGCAAGUAACCAGGCCAUCUGCUUGUCUAGUGAUGUAGAUACGCAUGCUAGGAACUCCAUUCACUGUGACACAAGUUCACUGAUCCCAAAGGAAGAAGCUGCCUGGGGACAUGUUUGAGGUGGUGGGACUGAAUUUUCUGUGCAUUGGUCCAGAGACUUCAGACAGCUGGUGAGCAACAUGAGGUUUGUUCACCUUACCAAACCUUCAGCUUCCUUCUCCUCAUCCCGCCCCCAAACAGGGACUAUCAUUUAAUACAUGUUUUGUUUGCAAAUGUCACUACUGAGCUGAACUUGGAGUGCUCAAUCUGGAUUUGACCUGCUUUGUCAUCUCCUGCUGGGACUUUGGUGAUAGAGACUUUGGAGAAAAAAAAUUACACUUUUGUUGUAAUUAUUAUGAGAGUCUCGGAAGUGUAUGGUAGAAAUAUUAGGGGGGAAAAAAGACAAAUUCUGCCCCAUAAUCCUACUACUGGAGACAGAUAUUGUUAUCCUUUUGAAUGUUUCUUUUUGGUAUAAAUGUACACAUGCACAUCCUUUUUAAACAGAAACUGGAUCAUACUGUACAUACUCCUUAAUAACUUACUUUUCAAAAUGUGUAUUUAUAUUUUAGAAUAUGUAAUACAUACACAGGUACAAAGUUCAAGAAGUACGAAAAGCUCUAGCGUCAGAAGUAAAUCUUCUUCCCACCCUGUGUGCCAGCCUCUAGUUCUUCAACUACUUCUAUCUCCUUACAGAGACAGUUACGCAUUUUCAAAGUUCUGUAUCUAUUUUGUCACAGUUGCUAGCAUGUUGGACACUUUCCGCACCUUGUGGUACUUCAUUCACAAUAUCAUGAACAUAAUAUGUUUUGUGCAUCUCCCAAGUGUUUUCAACAGCAUCCUCAUUGGGUGAGUGGACCUUCAUUUGGUAACCAAUCUUGUGAUAGUGAUUAUUUCAUCUGUUCCCAAUCUUUACUGUAAAUAACGUUGCAACAGACAUUCUCAUAGCUAAAAUUUGCACAUAUCUAGGACUAUUUCCUUAGGGUAAAAUCCAAGAAGGAAAUUAUUUGGCUAUCUUUAAGAAAUUUGAUAUAUGUUACCAACUGCCCUUCAGAAAGUUUGUACCAAAGCACUCUUCUUUUGCAGGCUUGAGAGUGUACUGCUCCCUGCACCCUCACUGCUAGUGGGUAUUAUCACUUAUCACAUCUUUACCAAUUUGAUAGGAAAAUAAUAGUGUAUCAAUGUUACAUGAAUUCACACUCCUUUAUUAGUGAAUAGCAUCUUCACGUGCUUAUUGGCCAUUUGUACUUCUUUAUUUGUGAUUUUUCUAUUUACUUGAUAUUGGUAUGUUUAUCUUUAUUAUCAAUAUGUACUUUUAUUAAGAAUAUUGUUUUUGGCGAGAAACAUUGCCAAUAUGCUUUCCAAGUGCUUUGCUUUCAAGUUUUGUUUAUGGUGCUUUUUGACAUACAUAAAUUCUUAAUUCUACAAUUAA
This is a messenger RNA of Odocoileus virginianus texanus, 5002 nucleotides long. RefSeq names its product tetratricopeptide repeat domain 9 (gene TTC9). Lineage: Eukaryota; Metazoa; Chordata; Mammalia; Artiodactyla; Cervidae. The record is from RefSeq and is a predicted model, not a curated record. Gene Ontology annotation, molecular function: protein binding.